AUGGCAGCUGCAGAUUAUUAUCAUCAAAUACCAGUUGGCAGCGGACACCAGCCGAAUCCUGUACCUAUAUCGAGGCCACAAUACCUAUCACCUCAACCAACAAAUAUAUAUCCUCAAACACCUCCGACUUCGAAUUCAGUGCCACAACAGCCUCAGGCGCCACCACCCUAUCAGUUGGUAGAGAUGCCCGCAGAGAAGCCAUACCCACCAACAGAGCAGCAGUACCAAAGGAAUUCCUUCUCGCAUCCUGAGAGACCACCUAUCUCGCCGUGGAAUACCUCAUACAAUCAACCCAUGCCACCUGGUCACGAACGAGAUUACUACCAGAAAUACUCACCAGCACCACAACCGUACUCGCAGCAACCACCACAACCAUUGUAUCAAAUUCCGCCUCCACACCUUCGCCCUUAUCAUGCCAACGCUUCAUCACCCAACCUGGCACAAGGCUAUCAUUCGGAUCCAGAACCGCAUAGGCGACGGCGCACACGGAAAAAGAGUGCGUCACGAUCUACAACUGCCGAUGGGUUUCUGGGAGCCGCCGGUGGCGGCCUCAUAGGUGACAUGAUCUUUCCUGGUCUGGGAACGCUUGGAGGUGCUGUCGCCGGAUACUUCGGUGGAAAGGACUACGGCAAGCACAGAAAGCGGAGAGAAAGCUUGCAUCGGGAGACACAGACACAGUGGGAAGCUAGGCAUGGGAAAAGAGGGCAUAGCGGAGAAAGGAGACACUCAUGA
Messenger RNA from Endocarpon pusillum Z07020, 732 nucleotides. RefSeq lists its product as uncharacterized. The record is from RefSeq and is a predicted model, not a curated record. Lineage: Eukaryota; Fungi; Ascomycota; Eurotiomycetes; Verrucariales; Verrucariaceae. Bases 1 to 732 code for a protein of 243 amino acids. The transcript has a single exon.